AUGCAAAACAUCUGGUUGUUUCAAGCCUUGCUUUCCAUAUUGAUCAUCUUCAACCGUCCGAGCUCGGCUGCGAGUUGCCCGACCGGCUGGAAGCUCUACAACCAGUACUGUUACCGUCUUGGCAAGAGCUCUCUCACCGACACUUACGUGAAAGCGGUGAAAUCGUGUCAAUCGGCUGGCGCCAAGCUGGCUUCGAUUCACUCCCUCGCCGAGAACAACUUUGUCUCUAAUCUCGCUUGGUCAAAGAGCUGUACGGUGAACGCGAAACUCUGGCGACCGGGCCAGACGCUCAUCGGCGGAGUCUACGACAGUACGACUAACAAAGUCACUAGAUGGAGUGACGGAACGGCGGUCAACUACACAAAUCUUGCGUCGAAAUUCUGGAUUACAAGCGUUUCAGGCGGUGGCCUUGUGAAAGGCGGUGGAAAUGUCGUCUUUAUGGCCGCCAACGAUUGUGGGGAUAAAUUUUCUCGGCAAUGGCUCUCGAUCGGCCCCAGUCAUGACGGGAUUCCGCAAUUCAGUCAAUGUGAUCUAUGCUCAUUUUGUGACACUGCCAUCAAGUCGUCGUCAAGGGUGAAGUCGUCGAAAAUUCUCCGGAUUGGCUGGAAGCAAGUUCUGAAACUCUCUUUUCAAUUUUAUUUGAUUUUAUUUGAAUACCUUGAUUUCUUAAAAAAUCCAAAAGUCGACAAAAUGCUUUUCUACGGACUCGGAGUGAUGGCCGCCAUAUUUAUCGCCUUUUUCUCGAAGUCUCUAUUUGAGUCGUUUUUUGAU
Mesorhabditis belari is the source of this 771-nucleotide messenger RNA. Lineage: Eukaryota; Metazoa; Nematoda; Chromadorea; Rhabditida; Rhabditidae. The record is from the annotation of a GenBank genome assembly.